Messenger RNA from Myripristis murdjan (pinecone soldierfish), 2850 nucleotides. RefSeq names its product mannose-P-dolichol utilization defect 1b (gene mpdu1b). The transcript has 7 exons. The coding region runs from base 54 to 824 and encodes 256 amino acids. The record is from RefSeq and is a predicted model, not a curated record. Gene Ontology annotation, biological process: oligosaccharide biosynthetic process. NCBI's taxonomy places the organism in Eukaryota, Metazoa, Chordata, Actinopteri, Holocentriformes, Holocentridae.
GGGAUGUGUAGUCCGUGACACACUGAACAUCAACGUCACAGCCCAGCUCCACUAUGGCGGCUAAAACAGUUUUGGAAAAAGGGUCUUCCUUUAUGGACCCGCUUAAAGGUGUCCUGCUGGAUUAUAUCAUGCCAGAAUCAUGUUACGACGAGUUUUUCCUUAACUUCAACUUUCUAGAUGUGCCAUGUCUGAAGAUUGUGCUGAGCAAAGGCCUGGGGAUCGGCAUCAUCCUGGGAUCUGUGAUGGUGAAGCUACCGCAGAUCUUGAAGCUGAUGGGAGCUAAGAGCGCUGAGGGACUGAGCUUCAACUCUGUGCUGCUGGAGCUGCUGGCCAUUACAGGAACCAUGGCCUACAGUAUAUCCAACAACUUCCCCUUCAGUUCGUGGGGUGAGGCUUUGUUCCUCAUGUUGCAGACGGUGACCAUCGGCUUCCUCAUCCAGCAUUACGGCGGGAGAACUGGCCGAGGUCUGCUGUUCCUGGUUGUGUAUUUUGGCCUGCUGGCCUUGCUGUUAUCUCCACUCACUCCCAUUUCGGUGGUUACCACCAUGCAGGCCUCAAAUAUGCCAGCCAUCAUCAUCGGCAGGCUGAUCCAGGCAGCCACCAACUUCCGUAACGGACACACCGGGCAGCUCUCUGCCAUUUCUGUCUUCCUGCUGUUUGCAGGAUCCCUCGCUCGCAUCUUUACCUCAAUACAGGAAACUGGAGACUCCCUGAUGGCGCUCACAUACGUCAUAUCCUCUUCCUGUAAUGGCAUCAUCGCCCUGCAGGUCCUCUACUACUGGAACAGCUCCCCACAACAGAAGAAGAAGAAAAAGAGCGAGUAAUUAAAAGAAGGUGGCUACAGUUCAGUGGUAGGGCAAAUCUCAGUAGGCUACAUUUUUCUACCCAAACCUGCUGUUGGGCAGAAGUAAGUCAGCAAAAGGUCUCCUCAAAUCUUUAAAGGACAAUUGUAUAAAUGAAACACAUAAACAGACCCGGGGGGAAAAAAGACUGCCCAGCUCAACGCUCUGUUGAGUCAACAGCAAACGCCUGAACUUAAAAUGCAAAGCACAUAUGAUUUUCUUUUGUUUGUUUUUUGUUGUUUUUUGUUCUUUUCUUUUUUUGACAUCUCACCUUGGUUUCACUAUGAGUUCAGUUCUUGCAGGAAUAUUGGCUUUAAGAGUGACAUUUAGUGUAGUUUUGAAGCGGUGCAUUAGCUCAGGAAAGGGUAACUGUCUUAGCAUUCCACUUGAUCUACUCUCCAUCCACAGGGAGGCUUUGUCCAUACUAGCCCAUUUGAAUAUUUGGAAAAGGUUUUUGAUUCUUUCCAUUAAUUCCCCUACACCAGGAGCCUGUAAUUGUGUUUUUCAGUAAAAUCACCUGGGCACAGAGUUUGGAAAUGCCUCAGAAAUCAAUGAACAGUUGGUUCAGGUCAGUUAGUUUUGGACGGUUAGUUAGUUUUUUUUUCUCUUAACUUGAUGAUGUAGACUGUUGGACAUUUUAUAGUCACUUGCAACCUGACAAAAAUAGAUAAAUCAGUUGAGAUCAUUUUUAUUGUUAAACCAUGAAAUAGCCAUGCACAUUGUAGGAAAAGUAGAGAUUUGAACUCUGUUUAGCAGUGGGGGGGACCGUUAUCGGAUAGCAACUCUCAGGUUAUAUGUCAGAAACAUUGCUGUGUGGCUUUGUUAUCAUUGGAGAUGCUGAAAUAAUGUUUUUUUUUUCCACAUAUUGUUGAGGUAUACAACCUUCACAAGUUCCACUAACUGAAAAUUAUUUGCAAAAACCCUGAGAACUUUCUUUUUGGACAUUUGUGUUGGAUUACAAGUAGCAGAACAUUACCAAAUAAGUUUUGGCGUAGCAUUUUUAAACAUCAGUGUAAUGUUGUCAAAUGAAUAGUGCUACCUGCUACAAGACCGUGGUGGAGAUGAUUGGUCGGCUUGAUCUCACACCAGUGGUGAAGUCAUUCACUUCAAGAUAACACCUGACACCUGUCGCCCCUGUAGUUCUGUAGUUACUCCACCAUCCAGCAGCUUUCCCACCAAAUCCAGCUGUGACACCCAGUGCAAACUGCAGUGUAGAGGUUUCAUUUGUUUGGGAUAAUUACAAGAACGUUGUUUGAUUUGGUCGUGUUUUAUUGAGCCUGACACAUAGAGCACUUUUAAUAAGAGAUGACUGCUGUCUCACUGAGGACCACACAGAAACAAGACAUCAGUCCAAAUAUCUGAGAGCAUGAAAACGUGGCAUUUCUGUUAAUCCUAGAAUUCCAGUCUUUUUGAACACAGUCUAGAAGACACCACAUGGUGGAUUCAGCUGAGGGAUCAAACAACUGUUGAGUUUGACAUGUUAAUAUAUUUAAGGUGGGAAAACACAAAAAUAGGUAAUUGCUUCGAGAGACAUUUGUGAAAGCCUUGUACACCACAUCAGUGUGCACCUUCUGACCUUUUUGCGUCAUCACUGAAAACGCUGAAUUUCCUAUUGAGAAUGAUCGCAUGUACUGUAACAAUGAAGUCAUGAUCUGAAACAUGAAUUCUGAAAUUUUAAAGAGGAAGCAAAAGCUGGCAAGAGCGCUCAGUCUUGUUGAGUCGGCUCAACAGGUUCAACAGAAAUGAUGGGACCAUAUCACCUAAACCGAGGUGACAUCCAAUUCCUACUUUCAAAACAAUACUUGUGAUAAAGUAUUUCUUCUGUUUGGGGUUUGUCAUGAUUUGCAGUUUUAUCAUACAUUUUGGAAUUGGAGUGACUUGUUGAGAAAACUUUUCCAAUUAAAAUAAAAGAUUGUUCUGCUGGUACAGGGGAAUAAGUGGAAGUCUGUCCCUUUGAUGUGUGAUGCAGUGGAAAAUAAAAAGGAGAGUACAUGCUGCUGCUUGGAGA